Molecule: messenger RNA, 1474 nt
Organism: Mercurialis annua (annual mercury)
Lineage: Eukaryota; Viridiplantae; Streptophyta; Magnoliopsida; Malpighiales; Euphorbiaceae
Exons: 5
Coding region: 230-1306 (358 amino acids)
Biological process (GO): glucose metabolic process; beta-D-galactose catabolic process via UDP-galactose, Leloir pathway
Molecular function (GO): carbohydrate binding; aldose 1-epimerase activity
Source: RefSeq, a predicted model, not a curated record
CUGGUGGUUUUUUUUAGUUUGGAUUAACUUUGUAAGAUAUUAAUCUUUUUGUUUAGGACUGACAUAUAGAUAAGUCCAAUCGGCAAAUCUUAACUGAUAUUCCUGAUAUCUACCUUUUUUUAUCUUUUACUUUCCCUUUUUUGUCUCCAUCCUUAUCUUGAACAGGAUGAUCUGUCUCUUAUUAUUUAUAUAAAGCAUAGUUCAGAGUCUUUGAUCAAAGAAGGUGACAAUGGCCAGUAAGAUCUCUUAUAUUAGUUGUGCUCUUUUAGUGGCUCUGUUUGUUGCUAAUUACAGUGGCUGUCAAGCAGCAAAAGAGGUUGGAAUUUAUGAAUUGAAGGAGGGUGAUUUCUCGAUCAAAUUCACUAACUUUGGUGCUUCUAUGAUUUCUCUUAUUUAUCCCGACAAACAUGGGAAGUUAGCUGAUAUUGUUCUUGGGUUUGACUCGGUUGAUACUUAUCAGAACGAUACAACCUACUUUGGGAAUAUUGUUGGACGUGUUGCCAACAGAAUUGGGAAAGCUCAAUUCACUUUAGAUGGAAAACUUUACAAAUUGGUCCCUAAUGAUCAUAAAGUCAACAUUUUACAUGGUGGUCCUAAGGGCUUUAGUGAAGUUGUAUGGACUGUCUACAGUUACAAAAAAGAUAGCCAUGUCACUUUCACUUAUGACAGUUUUGAUGGCGAGCAAGGUUUUCCUGGUGAUCUUUCAGUAUCAGUUACAUACUUCAUAAUUGGCACUAACAAAUUAAGUGUGAAAAUGAUAGCCAAACCCAAAAACAAACCUACCCCAGUAAACUUAGCACUCCACACUUACUGGAACCUUGCUGGGCACGAUAGUGGCACCAUCUUCAACCACACAAUCCAAAUCUUUGGUUCAAAAAUCACACCAGUCGAUGAAAACCUCAUCCCAACCGGCGAAAUUAAAGAUAUCAAAGGCACGCCCUACGAUUUCCUGAAUCCACGCACGAUAGGAAGCAGGUUCAAAGAGUUACCUGAUGGAUAUGACAUCAACUAUGUUGUAGAGGAUUUAAACCCGGGGCGCUUGAAGAAAGCUGCCGUUGUCGAAGAAAGUGUAUCCGGAAGGAAACUGGAGCUGUGGACUAAUAAACCUGGAGUGCAGUUUUAUACAAGUAAUAUGAUGGAUAAUGUUGAAGGUGGUAAACAUGGUGCUGUUUAUCAGAGAUAUGGUGGUCUUGCUUUGGAAACUCAAGGUUUUCCUGAUUCUGUUAAUCAUCCUAAUUUUCCUUCUCAGAUUGUUAGGCCAGGGGAGAUUUAUGAGCAUAUUAUGGUUUAUAGGUUCACUUCUUAAUACUGAGGUUUCUUCAUGUUUCAGAAAAUUUUGGACUUAUGACCAAAAUGGUUAUUCCCAUAACUCCUUUCUAUCUAUUUAGACUAAAAUCGAGUAGAGUACUUUCUUUUAGUUUACUUUGUAAUUUUGUUAGGAAAAGGAUUAAUUUUUACUGAUCAGUUGGUCCAA